AUGGUGAGAUCAUCGGCUGAAAGCGUUCGAGCUAAUGAUACUCUCACGGAUGGUGAAAUACCUUGGGUUUACGACAGUGUGAGUCGCACACGUCUGUUUCCAUGGGAUGCGUUGUUUGGUGAGCUCUCACCAAAGUUAAAUGCAUCGCUUUUAUCCUGCUCUAGGCCACCUUGCAACUACACUAUUAUUACCACAGUGCAUGUACCGUAUCUUCCUUUGUGGAAGCGCAUUCGAAAUGCCGUGCAUGACGCAUUUUCCCGUUCUUUUUACGAGAAUAAUUUGAAACGCAGACCGCUGAAUAAGCUGAGGUUUGGAGACGUGGUUGAAGCACACGAGUAUCUGUUGUUUGUACCCCUCCAUGCAAGUUUGUGUUCACUUGUAACCUGUUUGCGGAAGCGGGAAGGAUACUGGAAGGAGAGGGUGAAGUCUAAUGGGGAAUUGAAGAACACUGGAAGGGACAAAUUGCUACGAUUGGGCGUUGAUGCAUCUGUAUCGGGUCUCGCAAAGGAUAUGUACUUUAUUCUUCACUGGCUUUUGGAUAUCUGCUGGGGAAGGGAUGUGGUGAGGCAGUGUCAUUACAAUGACAGCUUUGGAUCAUCCAAAGAAGCACUGAAUCCAGGUGAGGCAAGGUUGAUACUUUUUUUGGCCGCUGUUGGCAUAAUUCCAGGAGCUGCGAAGCACCUCUCGCACGUGUUGCGCCGCCGGAGUUGCUUCGUAGUAAGAACUAAAAGGCGGAGGGUGGGUUGUGGCAAAGUUGGCCGGAUGCAGCUUACAUCAGGUGGUUUGGUUGUCUCUGACGAAAAUAGAGGGCUAAUACAGCGGUUAACGAAUGCUUUUUUGAACUUUGAGGUCCCUUGUUGCUGCUUUGGCGGGCUGACUAAACCGUAA
This is a messenger RNA of Trypanosoma rangeli, 888 nucleotides long. Its product is annotated as methyltransferase type 12. Lineage: Eukaryota; Euglenozoa; Kinetoplastea; Trypanosomatida; Trypanosomatidae. The transcript has a single exon. The record is from RefSeq and is a predicted model, not a curated record. The coding region runs from base 1 to 888 and encodes 295 amino acids.